UGUCGCCUCCCUGCCCUUCGCUGUCCUGUCGCUGGUGAACGCUCCGUAUAAGCGAGGAUUUUACUGCGGGGAUGACUCCAUCCGGUACCCCUACCGUCCAGACACCAUCACCCAUGGGCUCAUGGCCGGGGUCAUCAUCAUGGCCACCAUCAUCCUUGUCUCGGCGGGAGAAGCCUACCUGGUGCACACAGACCGGCUCUAUUCCCGCUCCGACUUCAACAACUACGUGGCUGCCGUGUACAAGGUGCUGGGGACCUUCCUGUUCGGGGCAGCCGUGAGCCAGUCUCUGACGGACCUGGCCAAGUACACGAUCGGCCGUCUGCGCCCCAACUUCCUUGCUCUCUGUAACCCAAAUGGUUCCUCUGUUUCCUGCAAGCUUCUGAUUAGGUCCAAAAAAGUUGAUUCCGCCUGCCCUCUGACCUGCCACCUCUCCUUCCCCAGGUUGUCUUUCUACUCGGGACACGCCUCCUUUGGGAUGUACUGCAUGGUGUUCCUGGCGGUCUACGUGCAGGUGAGGCUCUGCUGGAAGUGGAUGCGGCUGCUGCGGCCCACGGUCCAGUUCUUCCUGGUGGCCUUUGCCCUCUAUGUGGGCUACACCCGCGUGUCUGAUCACAAACACCACUGGAGCGACGUCCUUGCUGGCCUCCUGCAGGGGGCGCUGGUGGCUGGCCUCACUGUCCGCUACAUCUCAGACUUCUUCAAAGCCCGACCCCCACAUCACUGCCCGAAGGAGGAGGAGCUGGAACGGAAGCCCAGCCUGUCACUGACAGUGACCCUGGGCGAGGCUGACCACAACCACUAUGGGUACCCGCACUCCUCCUCCUGAGGCUGGACGCCUCCCAGGCAGGGAGUGGCUGUGAGUCCAGCUGAGACUGGCCCCCCAGGUGGUCCCUCUGGCCCUGGGUAGGCACUGAGGGCUCCGGAUGGGCUCCAGGAACCCUG
This is a messenger RNA of Cebus imitator (Panamanian white-faced capuchin), 942 nucleotides long. Its product is annotated as phospholipid phosphatase 2-like. The record is from RefSeq and is a predicted model, not a curated record. Lineage: Eukaryota; Metazoa; Chordata; Mammalia; Primates; Cebidae. The transcript is spliced from 8 exons. Gene Ontology annotation, molecular function: phosphatidate phosphatase activity. Gene Ontology annotation, biological process: phospholipid metabolic process; signal transduction; phospholipid dephosphorylation. The coding region runs from base 122 to 826 and encodes 234 amino acids.